Grosmannia clavigera kw1407 is the source of this 1728-nucleotide messenger RNA. RefSeq lists its product as uncharacterized. The record is from RefSeq and is a predicted model, not a curated record. Bases 1 to 1728 code for a protein of 575 amino acids. The transcript is spliced from 5 exons. NCBI's taxonomy places the organism in Eukaryota, Fungi, Ascomycota, Sordariomycetes, Ophiostomatales, Ophiostomataceae.
AUGACUGCCGAGGGCUUUUCUCUUAUGGCCAUUGGCCUCGUGUUCAUCUUCUUUCGUCUCUUCACACGCGUCUACACCCUAGGCUGGUCCGGCAUCAAGAGCGAUGACAUCCUGAUGAUCGUUGCAGGAGUGGCCUAUUCGGCCGAGACUGCAUUGUCCUACUCUGUUACGACGUACUGGCUAGGCCUCGCUAACAAUGGCAUGACCGAUGCUGAGCGUGCUGCCCUCGAUCCUUCCAGCCACGAGCAUUAUCUUCGCGUCAAUGGCUCCAAGACACAGGUGGCCGGCUGGUCAACAUACACCUUUUUGCUGUGGACCCUCAAGGCGUCCAUGUGCGCCUUCUAUCUCCGCCUGAUGAAGGGGCUGGACUACCACCGGCGCAUCUACAUUGGCUUCUGCAUCAUCUUCACUAGCUGGGUAACCGUACUGCUGUCCAUCUUGCUGGGCUGCCGGCCCAUGUCCAAGAACUGGCAGAUUUACCCGAACCCUGGGAACUACUGCCAACCGGCCAUUUCCCGCAUUGACAUCUUUGUCACCGUCGUCCUCAACGUCAUCACCGAUGUCUACCUCUUGUCCAUCCCAGUUCCCAUGCUGUGGGCCGCCAACUUGCGGCCGACCAAGAAAUUGGGCUUAAUUGUGCUGUUCUCCGGCGGUGCUUUUGUCACUGUCGCUGGAAUUCUUCGCUGCGUUCUGAUCUUGACGAAUCCCGUCACUGGUGCCCAGCAGGCCGGUUCAUGGGCGGUGCGCGAGACAUUUGUUGCCGUCGUCACGUCCAAUGCGCCGAUCAUCUUCCCGCUGCUCCGACGCUGGUGCAUCCCCAUCUUUGGCAGCAUGCACAGUAAGGCUUCGGUCCACGGUGGCCAACAGCAUCCAUCAGGUCCGUCAAAGCAGAGCGCCACUGGAAGUGCCAGUGGCAGUGGAGCCAGUGGUGGCAGUGGAGUGCUGGGGCUGGGCGCCUUGAGCAGCAAGCUGGGCUUCGGCAACGGUACGGGAAGCGAUAGCAGAGGAUUCGGCAGCAACACAGGCAGCAAAGCGGGCAUGUAUGUGUUGGAAGAGAACGUUGGCGAGCACGAGCGCGGGAUCGAGCACCAGAUCACGGACGGCCUGAAUCGUCACCGUCAAAGCAGCAUGGUGCCCAAGAUCACGUUCUCAGAGAGCGAGGAGUGCGGUUUUGGCGAUGGUUCCGUCAUUGACGACGAGGAGAAGCAGCAGCACCUGCCGCAGAGACAGUGGACACAGCCGCAGCCACCGGUACAGGUGCAGUCGCAGCGGCAGCAGCCACUGCAGCAGAAGCGGAAGACGAAGGGGAAGCUGCGCGUGGAGGAGUACCAGAUGACGGAUUCGCGGCCGUCGACGGAUCAGCCGUACGUCACGGCGCUGUCGCCACCGCUGGGUGGAAUUCGGAUCUCGCGCGACCUCUCGCAGCAGCAGCUGCCGAUCAGCACCGGCGGGUCUGACACGUCUGGCGAAGACCACCUGGACAAGGUGCUGCAGAGCUCCAGCACCCGCACGAGCUACGGCGAGACCGGAAAGGCCGCCAGGACUGUCAGCGAUGCCAGCAGCAGCGGCAGGAGCAGUGCUGGAAUCUACGAGGCUGCCUUUGCCACCUCGACGGCCUCGCCGCUAUCCAUGCCGUCGUGGUACAGCACCGGGUCGACCUUGGUCGGUGCCGGGGCUUCGGACAACAAGCGAGGAAGCACGAUGAUGGGCGGGUCGCGCAAAAUGUGA